AGCAGAGACGAUAGAAGCAGCUUAACUCUUUCCGUGAACAACAUGAAGCUGGUGAAAUACAUUUUAAUCGUCCAACUGAGCUGUCUUUGUCAAGCUUUCCAAAACUCAUCCACUCGAACAAACCAAACUGAUGUCCAGAUGAAAGCAGAGGGAAAUAAUACAAAAGGAAUAAUGCAAGAGGAAUUCAACAAUGACCCUUAUGUUCACCGCCAUGCUGGUAAAUGCAGCUGGAGUCUCAGGCUGCCUGGGAACAGGAGCAGCGAUGUGGUGGCACUCGUAUCCGACCGCACAGUUGAGUUGGUCGAGCAGAUCUGUCAGGAUCUUGGCUGCGGCGGCAUCUACCAAGUGAAUAAAAUCGGCUCACCUCCCAACACCACUUGCUUUCACGGCUGUUUGUACAAAGAUCGCCGUUUGCAGAACUGUUCGCAGAGUGUUGGAAGUAAAUGCACUGUGAUUGCUGGAGCAGUUUGCGGCCACCAGGCUGUGCGGCUGGCGGGAGGGCCAGACCGCUGCGCUGGAAGGGUGGAGCUGUGGAGAAAUAGCAGAUGGGGCACAGUGUGUGACGACCAGUGGGACCUGCGGGAUGCCGACGUGGCGUGCGCCCAGCUCGGCUGUGGUUACGCCCUCAGUGUGAUGGGACAGGGUGGCUCCUUUCCCCCGGGCAGAGGACCCAUCUACUUGGACGAGCUAAACUGCACGGGCACAGAGGAGAACCUGUGGGCCUGUCCGGCCACACAGGAGGAGCCCGACUGUGGACACAAAGAGGAUGCUGGUGUCAUAUGCUCAGAGAUGAAAGCAAUCAGAUUGACUGGAGGCCUGGACCGCUGCUCUGGUAAACUGGAGGUCCACCGUAAUGGGAGCUGGGGUACGGUGUGCGAUAACUGCUGGAAUAAAGAGAUGGCCGCCAUGGUGUGCUCCAUGCUGCAGUGUGGUACCAAUCCGCAGAAAUUCACCCAGUUUCUCCCUCCUCUCAGCCAUAACAAAGGGACGCUGUGGUUCUAUGAAUGCGGCCAGACGGAGCGGAAUCUGUGGCAGUGCACGGAGUUCAUAAACAAAACACACCUGUGCAGUGACUCAAAAGCAUCUGGUGUCAUCUGUAAUGGUUCCCUCGGGUUUCUUACAGCCACCACAGCUGAUGCAACUGUAACAACCAGUUGGACAACUGGUACAACCGCAGUCACUGUGGAAGCUCUCUUCUCUGUGUCCCCAGAGCUCACCAGCACCAUCACGCUGUCUCUUCUGCUCAUCGUCUUCCUGAUCACAAACACUGUGCUCUGCUGCCAUUACAGGAAAAGACACGCUGUCCUACUCCAGCAGAUGCGCACCAGACCACGGCCUCCCUCUGGACAUAACCACAACAGCUACGAAGGCAAUGUCAAUCUCGUCAAAGUCACCACCAACCAGAUGCCGGCAGAUGUCCCCCACAAUCCCAGGUAUCUUUGGACCCAGCUUAGUAGUGUUGACAGCACGUCGGUAGAUACAGACUAUGAGCAGUAUGAUCCAAGCAAUGAUCCGUCUGUCCUUUUGUCAACUUUUAAGAAUUCUCAACGGUACAGAACUGAAACGAACGCUUUGAUGAGGCCUUCGGGUCUUGACAGCCUCUUUGAGGAGGUCCCUGAACCCAAAAAUGAAGAGAGGGGAGCCUUCACAAGCUAUAACGGUAGCCCCCAAGAUGCUCAGUAUGCCAGAGAGUCGAAGAUCUCGGUGGACUCAUUCGACACCUCCAGCACCUCGUCUGGGGAAUGCUAUGAAAACAUAACCAGCAGCUACAUCGUCGCUCGUGACCCAGGACUGGGCCAGUCGUCUGCUGUCAACGGUACUUUUGAUCCCUCGAGGCUUGUCCACGGCGAUGAUCAACUCAACUCUGGACAAGCAACAAACCUGAGUUACAGUAAAUAUCACUACACAGAUGUUACCUCAACAGAUGUUAACACUUGUGGAAAGGUAAGAUUUAUAAAACGUUUGCUGGUCUUUGUUAUUGUCUGAUCAACAGGUGAUGAAGACAACGGCCCCAUCUACUCCCCAGUGAGCACUGGCUGAGACCCUUCAUCUGAGGAUGACUGUGAUGACCUUGGCACCUGACAGCAGACAGCGGGGGACAUCCCCAGCUGUAAAACCGCACUGAAACAAGACACUGUACAUUUACAUGUACUGUAAGACCAAAUAACUCAGGCUACAUCCUGUAUUAACAUUGUUUCGAUAUAAAUUCAAUGACUAUGAUUCAACGUGUAGUCAAUUGGACUACACGUUGAAACAUAUGGUCAUUAAAAUGUUAUCAAAAUACACAUAAUAAUACUCGCACACAUCACUGAGAUAUCUUAGAAAUGUUCACUCUUUAACUACAUUUAGCCCGGACGACAGCUAGAUUUAUUUCAACAGCAGAUCACCAAAUGAAUGCAUGCUGAGAACAGCAAAUACAGAGCUUCAGUGUACAGUUUCAGAGACUAGAAAAUGGAUUGAGCCACUGCAGGUGAUCCGUUACCAUGAAAAACUUGUUGCAUUUUUUCAAGAAGGGACUUUUCUUGGAAGACUUUUCAUGGAAGGGGGUUCCGUUGAUGUUCAGGCAUCUGACAAUCAGGUGCCAUG
Molecule: messenger RNA, 2586 nt
Organism: Xiphias gladius (swordfish)
Lineage: Eukaryota; Metazoa; Chordata; Actinopteri; Istiophoriformes; Xiphiidae
Product: T-cell differentiation antigen CD6-like
Exons: 12
Coding region: 43-1986 (647 amino acids)
Cellular component (GO): membrane
Source: RefSeq, a predicted model, not a curated record